CUUCCUCUCUCGUAUUCUGCAUUUCGUUAUCGAAUCAUUACUCAAUUUCAAUCUUAUUAAUGAGUUUCUGCAACAAACUAAACCGCCUCGUUCGGCACCGUAGUGAGAACAUCGCCUCCUAUCUCAAGACCUUCUCCUCGGAAGCUACUCACCACAGGUUCCACAAGGAGACGCACAGUUUCCUCGAGCCGGAGAGGUUUAUUAAUAGCUGGGAAGUUCCGAGAGAUCCCAGAGAGGCGGAGAGGAUGCUUGCGGAGCUGAGGAGGGAUUACGCGAAGAAAGUGAGUUUGUUUCGUAAAGACUACGUUCAUGAGAUUGAGAUGCUUAGGGUGGAGAAGCAGCGUAAGGAUGAGGCUAGGUUGGUGGCUGAGAGGGCUGUUAAUGAGGAGAGGAAGAGGUUGAAAGCUGAGGUUGCUAAGGUUAGAGCUGAGGAACGUAAGGUGUUUGAGGAGGAGUUUAGGAGAACACUGAUGAAAGAAAGAGAGGAAAAGUUGGAGUUCUCGAGAAUGACAGGACUAAAAAGGGAAGAGAAGAAGAAAGAUAAAAAGAAGCUAUUACAUGAGCAAAGUUCAUUGUGGAUCGAACCAAAGGAACUCGAGAAGAAGAUUACAGAAGCUCUGGUUGAGUCCACUACUCUCUAA
Messenger RNA from Eruca vesicaria subsp. sativa (arugula), 641 nucleotides. The record is from the annotation of a GenBank genome assembly. NCBI's taxonomy places the organism in Eukaryota, Viridiplantae, Streptophyta, Magnoliopsida, Brassicales, Brassicaceae.